AUGGAAUCUAGUACGAAUCAAGCAAAAAAAUACUCUUACAACCAUCUCCUAGUUGGUUUAGUUGCUCUGCUUUUCUCACCACUCCUAACCAUAUUGUAUUUGCUAUUCUCCCCAAUCACUAUACCUACGACAUUCAUCCUCUAUCACUUUUAUAAAGUCCAAAUUAAGCAACAUUUAAGUGAACUUUAUUAAAAUGCAAAUACCAUUGUCCAAAAUGGCUUGAAAGAGUAUGUUGUUCCAGCUUACAAUGCUGCCAAAACAAAAAUUAAUGAGAUUGUGGAUCUUUUGUUCUCAUGGAUCUUAAAAAGAAAGGAAUUUUUCUUCAAAGUCUUCAACGAUGUUAACACCUAUUUUUUGGAUUACCUCAACGUUGUUACAACCUAUUUGAUGGAUUACCAAUAUAUCAAAUCACUAGUUGAGUAUCUAUAGGCAGGAAAAGCAAUUAUAUGCGAUUCCUAGAACAUCAUUUGGAUUAUUUUGAAUCAAGCCCAAGUGAAAGUUUUAAACAAUAAAUUUGUGAAAUAUAUUAUAUCAUUUUACACUACUUAUCUAAAUCCGAUUUGCAGAUAUUUCCUAUCCAAAACUGGUAUGGUCUAAGUUUAUGAAUUGAUCAAAACUGGUGUAUUCUAUAUUUAGGAAUUAAUCAACUAAAAUGUCUUACCAAUUCCAAAAAAUAAAAUUCAAAUCAUUGGAUAUGCGAUUUUGAAUGAAUCAGGAAAAACAAUUUAGAAUUUAAAUCCAGAACAAGAAAUCGAUAGAUACAGAAUCCAAUUGCACCAAUAUGCAAUUACUCAAUUCUGGAAGAUCAAAAACUUCAAGGGCUAAUCGAUUUUAGAACUUGAAUGUGGAGAUGCAGUUGGUCUAUCCUAUAUCACUUAAGCAUACGAACCUCAAAGAUGUUUGGGUGUUGAUUCCUCAGAAUUCAGAAUUUAAGAGAAUCUCAAGUUGUACAGCGAAUUAGAAAAUUUGAAAUUCGAAACUAGAAGUCCCCUUGAAAUAGGAGCUCUGUGUGCUCCAAAUACAUUCGAUGUGAUUUUGGGUUUAGAAUUAAAGAAAAAGGAAGCAUUCAGAAACAUCGAUUUCAAGAGUUAUAUUAAAAUAGUGAGUACAUUGCUUAAGGAUGAUGGAUACUUGAUCAUUGGAGAUUAUGACACACAAGAGGAAAUUUAGAAGCUUCAAGAGGAGAUCUCAGCGAAUGGGUUGGUGAUUACUGAGAAGAAUGACUUUACUGUAGGAGUUACAUAGGCUAUGAAAUUAUAGAUUAGGAACAUUAAAUAAACAGCUAGACAAAAUGGAGGAUAUCUUGCUAAAUUCUUGAGUGAAAGAUUGAGGCCAAAUGAAAAAUUAUUGUAACAAUUAAAGGAUAGAUAAUAAAUCUACAUGGUGUAUAUUCUUAAAAAGGCAACACUCUGAAUUAUAAAUUAAAUUCAUAUACAAGCAUAAAUUUAAAUUACCAAUUU
Paramecium tetraurelia is the source of this 1460-nucleotide messenger RNA. RefSeq lists its product as uncharacterized. The transcript is spliced from 8 exons. Lineage: Eukaryota; Ciliophora; Oligohymenophorea; Peniculida; Parameciidae. The record is from RefSeq and is a predicted model, not a curated record.